Molecule: messenger RNA, 124 nt
Organism: Racocetra fulgida
Lineage: Eukaryota; Fungi; Glomeromycota; Glomeromycetes; Diversisporales; Gigasporaceae
Source: the annotation of a GenBank genome assembly
AAUUAAUAUUAACCUUACCCUAUGAAUGGGGAUUUUCGAUUUGUUAUAUUCGUAACACUGGUUAUCAGAGUACUAAUAAAUUUGUAAAUAAAAACAAACAAACCAUAAAUACUAAUGCACUAAA